This is a messenger RNA of Megachile rotundata (alfalfa leafcutting bee), 3214 nucleotides long. It is a transcript of the gene IntS8, whose product is annotated as integrator complex subunit 8. The record is from RefSeq and is a predicted model, not a curated record. Gene Ontology annotation, molecular function: protein binding. Gene Ontology annotation, biological process: snRNA 3'-end processing. Gene Ontology annotation, cellular component: integrator complex. NCBI's taxonomy places the organism in Eukaryota, Metazoa, Arthropoda, Insecta, Hymenoptera, Megachilidae.
UCUUAGCGACAUCUGAGAACGUUUUUACAUCAAGUUUUAAAAGCCAAAUGAUGAACACAAAUACCUUGAAGUUAAAAACGAUGCAAUGAUGGAUGUAGAUUUGUUAAGACCAGGCACUGUGCCGAUAUCACCUGACACAAUUCUUUGGUUUGAAUUUUUAUUAAACCCAUCUCUGUUGCAACAACAUUUAUCGAAACCUUUUCCCGAUCCUUCGCCUACAGAUUUGAUAAUUAAAUUUAUGACAAUAAAUUCAGAGCAGAAGGAAAAUGAAGUAAAAAUUGUUGACACAGAAACAAAUGAUACAAAACCUACCGUUACAAAUAAGUUGACUCAUAGAAAUCUUGCUUUGAAAAUUCUUUCUCUGAAAGUAGCAGCACACUUAAAAUGGGACUUGGAUAUAUUGGAGAAAAAAUUACCAUUGCCAAUACAAUUGACAUUACUACAAGAUCUUAUUUAUAUAACAUCGGAUUUAUCCAUUGAAAUCCCUACAGUACCUGAAUUUACGAUGCAUCCAAUUUCUGACCAAGUUUUGUUUACAAUUGUUCUUUAUCACAGGUGGCAUAUAAGAGCAAUUCUUUAUAGAGCCUUAAAUAACAAACAAUCGAAACAACAAUUCCUUCAUAUUCCAGGUAUUCAAGAAUCAACCUAUGUUCCUCCUGGUGUAAUAGAUGAUAUAAUUCGGAAAUUAGAAGCCCAAGUGUCUAAUAGUAUUAAUGUUUUAAAUAAUAUUCUUGAGAGUAAUGACAUACAUCCAAAAAUGUUGUCUUUUGACACUUUUCAAAUGUUAACUGAGGACAGCACAGAAAUUAAACAAAAUUGGGAAAAUAUGUACUCUAUAAAUAUAGAUGAAUUUAAAUGUCAGAUACAUUAUGAUCUAGCACGAUUUCAUUUAUUAAAAGAAGAAUAUCAGGAAGCAAAGCGUCAUAUUGUACAAGCAAAAGAGUUAUAUUAUAAGCUUGAUAAAUCAGAAAGUAGACUAUAUUGUAAAAUAAAGAAAGAAUAUUUAGAUGGUUGUUGUCUAGCAUGUGAAGUACCUGUAGAAGGUAUUACUUCUGGUCUUACUCAACAAUUACAGACUUCAAUUAAAGAUCAAUACACUAAUAUAUUACAAAUUUUACAAGCAGAUAAUAUUUCUAGAGAGAUACCACAAGUUUACAGAGAUAAUUUAGAGCUCGACGUACAAGGGGGAUCUGUUAAUAGAAAGAUUGUAGUAGCUCGCGAUCUUUUGCUUCAAAUUCAGUGUUUAAACUUGGUUCGAAAGAUUCUAGAUGGUAGCGUCAUCCUUGGUGAUUACGUGACGGAAAUACAAGCAGCUGGAAGCAAAGGAGUUGAUGUAUUUUUUUGGGCACUUGGAAAUGUCUUAGAAAAGACAAAUGCCAUGGAUAAAAAACGUAUUUCUCGGUAUCUUCUUUACCUUAUAAAUAUGAGUAAUAUUGAUGGAAUUGCCUCCAAAAUACUUAGUGAUCCGUCAUAUGUCGCACUGUUUGACGACAAAGAAUUGGAUGAAAUUAGAAAAGCAGCUAACAUCGAAGAGCUCGAAUUGCCAGAAUUAUUAUUGAAGAAUGAUUGGGGCAUUUCGUUAGUUACAUAUACCCAAAGUCCAAAGAUAGAAAUAUUUGAAUUAGAACAAAAAUUGAUACAUUCGUAUAACCCCGCCGAAAUUCACGAGAUACUAGUACAUUUGGAUGGAAAACAUCGAAUGAAACCUUUAUGGCACGUAAACAGUUGUUGGGAAUUACCAAUUCCAUUGCAAAGCGUCGUAAUGUCACUUCCUAGAGGUUUCCUUCAAGACUAUUCAUAUGUAUUAUUAGCGAAAAGUAGAGAAUUGGUAAUGUCUAAAGAUUUUGAAGGAGCAAUUGAAAUCUUAAACGUACUAGAGAAAGAAGCGCAACAGCAUACUCAAAGUGGUAACACAUUAAUAUUUAAAUUAUGUAAAUUGGUAAACUGGGAGUGUCUUCUCGUUGAAAUAUGGAGAUGCCUUCACAUGUGGCCAGCAACAAAUGUAUGUGAUACACAAAGUUUAAUUACGAGGUGUAAACAAUGCUUGGGAGCAUUGCAAGCCACGGAUCAAGUUAUUCCACGACAAGAAAUCAUAGAAUAUUGCACCGUGUUUCUUUUAAAUAUGGCUGAAUGGGACUAUCUUACAAGCUUAGAGAAGCGUUGGAGUUACUCGGAAUUUGCAGCGGCCAUCAGUAGUGUUUGUCAAGACAUUGUAAAAUACAAAGGAAGUAGAAAAUUUCCAAGAGAAGCCUGGGAUAUGAUUUUAGCUGCGUUCGGACCAAGCAGAGAUCAGCCGCAGAAACGAAGCAACAGUGGUAACAGUGGUACUAGUAGCGGCAGUGCUUCAAGAGACGUUAUCGCUAGCAUAAGCGGUACUCUCGGCAGAUUACGUGAACCUAUGGUUCUUACCGUUGUCAUUUCAUUGUUAGCACGUUUACGAAACGUUCUACGCGAUGAAUCUAGUCUAGAAUUACAUACACAGUAUCUUUCUCUUUGGCCAGCUGGUGUACCAAACGCCAACUCUUAUAACAUCAGAAGUAUAGGAGAAUUACUGUUUCAACUAUUAACGCAGGCUCUAAAAUAUUACCCAAGCAAUGUUCCUUGGUUGCGACUGAUGGGAGAUCUUAAUUUUGUUUUAGGAUACUACGAAAGUGCAAUAAAGUAUUAUCUGGAAGCUAUUAUGGUGGCUAGCGAUCUGUUCAGUCAACCAGUACCACGAUCACAAAUCGACGAUCUUGUAUACAGACGCAUGAUAAAGUGUUGUGCCCAUCUACAGUGUUAUACCCAAGCUGCUGUUUUAUGUCAAUUUUUGGAAGAAGUAGAUUACUCUUUAGCAUUCAAAAUGGCAGCAAGUGAUCAAAAAAGCUGUGCUUCAGCCGAUGCUAUGGAUGCGUAUUAUCAUUGUAUCUGGGAUACUACGAUACUCGAGUAUCUUAUUCAUUUGCACACGAAACGUGGCGAACACCAUAGGAAGCAAUUAGCGAUUAAAGUGAUUGGUUUAUUGGAAUUGAAUUCGAAUAACAACGAGGAAAUACAACGGGAGGCUGCGAAUAUUCGGAAAGCAAAAUUUUUACGCGCAUUAGCGAAACAGUAUGUUUAUUGACUAAAACAUAUGUAUAUAAAUUGUGUAUGAUUGCAUCAUAAUUUUUCUAUCGCUAAUAUAGCGUUUUGUACAUUUGUAAUGAUAUAUUGAUAAUUAAAACAAUCAAAUCUC